ACCGGAACCUGAUGUAUGCUUCCAACUGUUAAACGUGUAAAUUUUAAAUUAAUACCCAACUGAUCAUCCUCGUACCGUUUUCAACCCUUACAAUAUAGGCGCCGGUACAUUUUUUCCUAUGUAGAAGGAUUGUUGUAUCGGAAGAAGUGUGAAGUAACCAGUCCACAAAUACGGGAAGUGAAACUAUUUUGGAUUUCGCGUCUUUUAUCGAGAUAAAAGAUACAAACGCAUGUCUAAAUGUCGCACAAAACGAAGCUGAAAGACGGAUUUUACCGUGUAGAAUUGAAUAAAACUGUAUGGGAAGUUCCCAACCGAUAUGAAUCCCUGACACCAGUGGGAAGUGGGGCCUAUGGACAAGUGUGUUCAGCCCUGGACAAGCAGACCAGCAGGAAAGUGGCCAUCAAGAAGCUGUCCAGGCCUUUCCAGUCAGCCAUCCAUGCCAAACGCACAUACAGAGAACUGAGAAUGUUGAAACACAUGGUCCAUGAAAAUGUCAUAGGGCUGUUAGAUGUAUUUACUCCCACCGAAACAUUUGAUGAAUUUGAAGAAGUUUAUUUAGUAACGUCACUGAUGGGUGCUGAUAUGAACAACAUUAUUAAGUCACAGAGGCUUAGUGACGACCAUGUACAGUUCCUUAUCUACCAGGUCUUGAGAGGAAUGAAGUACAUCCAUUCAGCUGGAAUUAUACACAGAGAUUUGAAACCAAGUAAUUUAGCUGUAAAUGAAGACUGUGAACUAAAGAUUCUUGACUUUGGUCUUGCACGUCACACAGAUGAUCAGAUGACGGGCUAUGUGGCCACUCGCUGGUAUAGGGCUCCAGAGAUCAUGUUGAAUUGGAUGCACUACAAUCAGACAGUGGACGUGUGGUCGGCAGGCUGUAUAAUGGCAGAGAUGUUGACAGGGCGACCGUUGUUCCCAGGGACAGACCACAUUGAUCAGUUAAAUAAGAUUUUGUCUCUUGUUGGGACGCCCAAUGAUGAGUUGCUAGAAAAAAUAAGUAGCAAAGAGGCCAGGAACUACAUUCAACAGCUGCCCAAGUGGGAGAAAAGAGAUUUCAAGAAAGUCUUUGAGGGAGCAAAUCCUCAUGCUAUUGACCUGUUGGAGAAGAUGCUAGACCUGGAUGCGGACACACGUAUCACUGCAGAGCAGGCCCUGGCCCACCCAUACCUCAAGCAGUACGCCGACCCCUCGGACGAGCCCACUGCCCGCAAGUAUGACGAGUCAUUUGAAGACAUGGAGGUGGAUAUAGCUGAAUGGAGAAAGUUAGUAUACGACGAAGUAAUGAAUUUCCAACCCAUCAAUACCAUGGACAUGGAUUAAAUGCAUUCGGAGGACAUGAUUCUGGCCAUGUAGACUAUCAUAUGCAUAUGUUUGCUUUUUUACUAUGCUGCACUGUUAAUUAUGUUUGGGAAAAAACUAAAUGAGUCUGGCUUUGGGAAAAUGUGUUUCAAUGCAUGUGCAGUCCACACAGGCUAAUCAGGGACGACACUUUUUGCCUAGACUGAAUUUUUGUUUGGAAGAGACUUCCUUUAAAUGAAAAAUUCACUAUAAGACUGCGCAGGCUAAAAUUGGACGACACUUAACCCUUUGCAUGCUGGGAAAUUUAUCGUCUGCUAAAAUGUCGUCUGCUGAAUUUCUACAAUUAGCAUUUCUUCAGAAAAAAAACUCAAAAAAUACUAUCAGAAUAGCAAACAGUUUGGACCCAGAUAAGACGCCACAUUCUGUGGCGUCUCAUCUGGAUCCAAACUGUUUGCAAAGGCCUUCAAAAUUCGGUUCCCGCACUGAAAGAGUUAAAGCACACGCAUUAAGCCCCAUUUCCCCAGAGUGAGGAUCUAAUAAUGCAAUGUGUUGUAAUCUGUUGAUGAACAUUGACUACUAGUAUCUCAGCUCAGAAUAUACCGGUAGUUAUCUUGGCUCAAAACAUAGACGGUCGUGGUUCAAAAUAUAAAGUUACAGUGUUCAUUGUAAUAGUAAAACAGAAACGUUAAGGUAGUCAUUUAUUAUUGAAUGUUGUAGCAAAAUUGUUUCUGUUAAUUUAUCAAUAGUACUAGAAACAAAUCAUAAAACUAAAUUACAUGUACAUUGGUGUAUUGGUUUGGUCAAUUGCUUCCAAAGUUAGGAUUAUAAACUUGUGUACCAGUAUUGUCAUUUACUGUAUACUGUUUCAUCAUACCAUCUGUAGUCAUGUUUUCAAAAUGAUUUGUAUGGUUAUAUUGCUUAUUUUCAUUAGUUAAGCUUUAAAAAUUUAUGUUAUCUUAGUUAACUGCAGUCUUUUGGAUUCUUAACAGUGUUAUCAAAUAAUUCAAGGGUUAUAUAAGAAGAAUUAAAGAAUUUGUGAAACUAAGAAAUAUUUCAAUGAAGUUAUGAUUUUUUAAUCGUUUACUUAUCAUCUCUGUUAAUUAUAACUAAAGGAAUAAUGCUCUUUUUCAUAUGUCAUAAUUUUUUUUAAACGUGUUAUUUAAAGCAUGGAAUAUAUUCUGAUCAACAGAGAUUAUUUUUAGUUCAUUAUUUUCUAGUUGCCUGUUACUUUUGGAGAAUGCCAUAAACACACCCUGUAUGUAAGCCUUUUUGUUCAUUUCCCAUUAUUUCUCAAAUAUAAAUUUUAUUAGCUCGGCUGUUUUUGGAGAAAACUCCGAGGUAUUGUCAUAGCCUCUCCGACGUCCGACGUCCGGGCGUGGUGCUAAAACCUUUACAUUGGCUCUAAAAUUAAAGUGCUUCCACCUACAACUUUGAAACUUCAUAUGUACAUGCACCUUGAUGAGUUCUACACGCCACACCCAUUUUUGGGUCACUAGGUCACUGUGACUUCUAAUAUAAAACUAACUUUGCCUCUAACAUCAAAGUGCUUCCACCUACAACUUUGAAACUUCAUAUGUAGAUGCACCUUGAUUAGUUCUACACGCCACACCCAUUUUGGGUCACUAGGUCAAAGGUCAAGGUCACUGUGACCUUAAAAAAAUAAAAAUAUCUGACAAGCUUUCGCAGCCGAGCGUGGCACCCGUUAUGCGGUGCUCUUGUUUAUUGAAUGAUUGAUUAAUUCAUAAUGUUACCCAGGUGUGUCAAGAAUUGGUGAGUGAGUUUCGACACCUUAAUAUAUUUGUUUAAAGGGAACUUUUCACAGAUUUUGGCAGAUAUUGAAGUUUGUCAUUAAAUUCUUUAUAUUGAUAAAUGUAAACAUUGGAUCUAAAAUGCUCCAGUAAAAACAACUAAAAAAUUAAAGAAUGAAAAAAAGUUACCCUCAACUGGGCUGAAACCACUGACCACGGGAGUAAAAAAGAAGAGUAAAGCGCUUAGACCACUCGCCCAUUAGUGCUCAUACAAUGAGUGAUGUAUUUUAUUCUUUACAUAAGAAAUCCUAGUACUGUCACAAAAUAUAAUGACAACAACAGAACUCUCCAAAUUAUUCAAUCGUUUCGCGUUACAAUGCUUUAGAAUUUUCAGGUUUUUAAAUCGUCAAAAGAUGCAUACAAUGGAUAUUUUAAAGCAUGGUAAAUGUUCAGUAUUACUGUUUUUUCACAUAUAUCAUCAAUACAAUGAAAAUUUGCGAAUCUGAAACAAUUUAUUUUACUUUUGUCAAUUUACCAAAACGUGAAAAGGUCCCUUCAAGCUUCAUGAGAUGUUAUACUGUAGAAGCAAGUAUAGUGGGCUUUUGCAGAGCAUUAUUGUUAUGAUGUUUUAAUAUUGUCAAUCUUUUGUAUAAUAUUGAAUCAUGUUAGAAUUGCAGGUACUGAUCAAAUUGUUAUUAUGCUCAUAAACAUGUACUGAAAUCAUAAGACAAGUUGUUAGUUGAAAUGUCGCUAUAUUGUAUGAAUUGUUUUAGACUAUAUUAAUGUAUGUUUUUUUUUUGUAUAAUUUCAUUAUCCAUUUAAAAGUUAAGAAAAACAAAUUUUGCAGGACAUAUAAAUUAGUGUGCAACAAUGAUGUAUACAAAUUUGCUAAGCAAACUAAUAGUUGUUGCUAACGACUUAAGUGUACUUUGUUUUGAAUAAAAAAUAUUUUGAGAGGAUAGUGAUGGUAUGUGAAAAUACAGAAAACUGUUUUGGUAUGUAAUGUACAAUGUGUUUUUUGAUGUGGGGGGGGGGGGACGGCCAGGCUUGCAUAUUUACAUUAACAUGUAGUUCAUAGUGUGUUGUUCUCAGUAUGAAGGUGGUAACUUCACAAGUGAACGAAAAAUUGUCAUUUGUACUGGUACACAAAUAUUCAGCAUCAUAAUACUAUAAAUAAAUUUGGUUUACUUUUGUAAAAAAAAGACAAGAAAAUGAUUGUAAACAGAUGUACAUCCAAAGAAGUUUUAGUUAUCAAUGUUCACCCACUUUAUAGAAAUGUUAACACUAUUCGUUGUUAAAUGGAUUGUUUCAAAUGAAAUAGUUAAAUGUCAUCUGUUAAGACUGUUAGUAUGUUUUUUUUGUAAAUAACUAAUAGUUUAUCUGUUUUCAUAUAUAUAUAUAUAGUAGUUUUCUUAAAGGGAAAUAAUAUUGUUAUACAACAUUACUACAUCAUUUUAUGUAAACUCAAUAGAUAAUAAACUUCUUUGUAAGAAUU
Messenger RNA from Dreissena polymorpha, 4542 nucleotides. RefSeq names its product mitogen-activated protein kinase 14-like. The transcript is spliced from 13 exons. Gene Ontology annotation, cellular component: cytoplasm; nucleus. Bases 238 to 1320 code for a protein of 360 amino acids. Gene Ontology annotation, biological process: protein phosphorylation; intracellular signal transduction. Gene Ontology annotation, molecular function: ATP binding; MAP kinase activity. The record is from RefSeq and is a predicted model, not a curated record. Lineage: Eukaryota; Metazoa; Mollusca; Bivalvia; Myida; Dreissenidae.